Stomoxys calcitrans (stable fly) is the source of this 674-nucleotide messenger RNA. RefSeq lists its product as uncharacterized. NCBI's taxonomy places the organism in Eukaryota, Metazoa, Arthropoda, Insecta, Diptera, Muscidae. The coding region runs from base 29 to 625 and encodes 198 amino acids. The record is from RefSeq and is a predicted model, not a curated record. The transcript has 2 exons.
CAGUGACUAUAACACAGUGUAUACAGCAAUGGCUAAUAAGUUCUUCGGUGCAACAGUUUCGUUGUGGUUGUUGGUCACUUUGGUCCAUGUAAGUCAUGGUGAGUUGGUGGAGAAAUCCCUGCUACAAGCUGUGGCCACCAACAACCAACGCCUGGGCAGAGCAGCACAAUGUGUAGCCGAUUUGUUUGAAGAUGCUGAAGUACAAACCAAAUGUAAUACUGUGGUCGAAGGAGGCAUAGGAUUUUUGAGAGGUUAUAAGGGCAAAACUCUGACCGAUGAAGGGUACAUAAAUUUGGCAAAUCUGGUCAUCAUGACUGCUGUGACCAACAUGCAAGGCGUUCACCCUAAAUGUGCAAGUGCUGGUGAUUCCUACACUGUCAGCAAUACACCAUCAUCGGGAGCUAAUUUGUCCAAGACUGGUGGAGUUUUCGUACGCAUUGGUGAUGUGUGCGAUUGUUUGAUCAAAAAAGGCGAUAAUGAUCUAUUGGCUAAAGUUCCAGCUUUCUAUGCCAAGAUCAUUGAAGGACUUGCUUCGGAUACUGGCGCUGAUCUUGUGGAUGUUCUCUACAAACAUGAGUCUACCUUGGCAAAUGAUUUGGCCAGUUUGUCUGGUGAUUGUAAAUAGGACAAGGAUUGAAAGUAGUUCAAAGAAAGAGGACCUGGUAGGAUCCUUC